This is a messenger RNA of Penicillium atrosanguineum, 1668 nucleotides long. Its product is annotated as RAD52 DNA repair protein RADC. Gene Ontology annotation, cellular component: nucleus. Bases 1 to 1668 code for a protein of 555 amino acids. Lineage: Eukaryota; Fungi; Ascomycota; Eurotiomycetes; Eurotiales; Aspergillaceae. The transcript has 4 exons. Gene Ontology annotation, biological process: double-strand break repair via single-strand annealing; mitotic recombination; DNA recombinase assembly. The record is from RefSeq and is a predicted model, not a curated record.
AUGCCCAAUGCCCCAGGUGCUAUCGCAAAUCCAUUCGAAGAACCGGAGCGCCGAAUCAGCGAAUAUACCGCGCAGGAAAUUGCCACACUGCAAGCUCGUCUCGAUAGGAAAUUGGGACCCGAAUACAUCUCCUCUCGACCUGGUGCCGCAGGGCAGAAAGUACACUAUCUCUCCGCGGAUAAAUGCAUCAACCUUGCAAACGAAGUAUUUGGGUUCAAUGGCUGGUCCAGUUCGAUCCAAAAAAUUGAUAUCGACUUUAUCGAGGAAAACCAAAACACGGGCAAGAUUAGCUUGGGAUUGUCUGUUAUUGUGAGAGUUACACUGCGUGAUGGGGCAUUUCACGAGGACAUUGGCUAUGGUCAUAUUGAGAACUGCAAGGGGAAAGCCGCAGCGUUCGAGAAAUCUAAGAAAGAGGGGACAACGGAUGCCUUGAAGCGUACUUUGCGGAAUUUUGGAAAUGUGCUGGGCAACUGCGUCUACGACAAAGACUACCUGACCAAAGUCACCAAGGUUAAAGCAGGGCCUGGCAAAUGGGAUGUCGAAGAGCUUCACCGUCACCCUGACUUUGUUCCGAGAAAGCUCCCUCCACCCAAACGAAUGGCAGAAGAUGAUGACCUCCCUCCGCCGCGUCCAGUUGAACAAGCUAAGAGCAAUGUUCCUGAGAUCAAACCCGCCUUUGAUGGCGACGGAGAGUUCGGCAGCGAUCUCUUCGAUGAAGCCGACUUCGUAGUAGGAGAUUCAGGAAACCCGGACGAGAUAUCAUUAGAGCCAGAAACGUCACGGCAACCACCUACCCCAAUGAACCGGCCUAUUCCCCCGAGGGGACCUCCUGGAGGUCGAUUUGACACUAAUGCGGUGACGCCUUCAAAGCCAGAACGCUGGAACGGGCCGAAUGCUGCCGUCAGACAGUCUUUACCCCCGAAUACACGUCCAACCCCAUCGGCCAUGCCUGGACCGCAACAACCGAUGGCUGCGCCUGGCGUGCCCCAGAACAAUCCCAAUAUUAGACCAGCUGUGGCACCUCAAUUGCAACCUGUCCCAAACUCCAACGCUCAAAACUCCAAUGGACCGCAACAGGUUAAGAGAGAACCUCUUCAAGCCCCCAACCAAGACGCAAACCAGCCUCCAGGCUCCCAAUCAGUCGGUUUCUUCUCCGCUCGAGCAGCCGACAUGCUCCGUGACAACCCCAAUGGCGGCCAAAUACAGGGAAGCCAAUUUGAUCCACACGCAGAGAGUCCAUCUAUCCGCAAAACUGCCGGUGUCGAUCACACCAAGAGCGUCCCGAUCACCAGACCAAUGCUCACCGGUAGCUCAGGCUCACCUGCACCGAAUAACUCGCGCGAUUUUGUGAACCCGGCGACCGACCUGCAACGACGAGUCGGUGCUCCCGGUGCCGGUGCCGGUGCCGCUGCCAGCCCUCUUUCGCGAGGCCCAUCCGUCUCAUCUUAUCGUCCCUUGACUCGUCCCAACGUGCAAAGUCCCGGACCCACCAAUCGAGGAGGCAGUGUCCCCCCGCCAAAUUUGAACGGAAAACGCCCUCCUUUGAACGAUGUCACGAAUGCCACCACUUCACCUGGCGUAAACUCCGCCCCUCCUGGUCCCAACGACCCCAAGCGACCUCGCAUGUCUGAUGGUCCUCCUGGACAGGGACCGCCACAGGCAAAAUAA